AUGGGGAAAUGGGAUGUCUCAUGUGUGGACAAGGAUGAGUUUGCUCUUAAGAUGUGGGAUGAGACGCCCGAAGGAAUGGACAUUGGUGUUUGUUUCAAAUCUCAAUCAGAAGCAAAGCAUGCUGUGAAAUUAUGGAACAUCCAUCAUAAAAGGGAAUAUACGGUCGCAGCGAGUAGUCCAACGACGUGGGCUGUGCGGUGCAGAACAUUAAAUGUGGAAAGUGAGGAUGGUGAACCACCAUGUGAGUGGAAGAUGCGUGUGUCUUUGAAAGCUCACGGCCUUCAUGAAAUUGUAUGGGCGUAUGAGCGGAUCGAGAGAAUCGCGCCACAAAGAAAAGGAGUAGAUUAUUUGAUUGAUGAGACCGCUCCAUUAGCUCAGCGAUACGUAUUUUCAGUUCAAAAUAACUCAAUGUUUAUUUCUAUUUGUUUCUUAUUCAUUUCUUUUACUAAUUCAAAUGUACCCCUUUGUUCAUUAAGGUGGGAAUGUAGGUACACCUACGGAGAUGCCCCAAGGAGCAGCACCCCACCUUUUAGAGAUCAAUUAACAAGCCUGCGUGUUGAAGAUUUUCGAUGGCAACCAUAUGCACAGGUCCUUCAUAGACUCCCUGAUUUCUGUAAACAAGGCCAAGCCAUUUGGACGACCAGGUGUUGGAUGUUCUGUUGGGCUAUUAGGGAACCCCACGAGUCGGGCAGAGUUGUGAGACAAUUUGGAUACAUACAGGAUGUUCCCAAGCGCUCUAUGAUUAAAGAUAACGCAGCAUUCCUUCUCGAUCACGCCCACAGUAUGUCUGGGUAUCCUAGCAACAAUUGGGUGGAUCACCAUUCCGCAGUACAUCAUCAUUGGAAUAGGAGAGAAGAGUACGUGCUACGAGAUUUGGAGGAAGGAGACCCUGGCUCCAUAUAUGAGGGGUACUAUGAAUGGUUCAUGGUGAACACUGUCAGACUGAUAUCCAAUUCCAAAAAUUAUGAACCUCAAGGAUACGAGGCUUCUUCGAGCCGAGUGAAAGUAUAUGGUGAAGUAUUGAACAAUAUUCGCGUGAGUAUCGAGAAGUUUAGAGAAAAACGAGAAGAUGAGAAUCUCCUAGACGAAGAACUCGACGAGCAUUUGGACGAGAUCAUCAAUCAAACACAUGCUGCUUUAACCCUGGGAGCAAAUGAUGAGAUGGAGGUGGAGGAUACCCAAAUCCUGGUUGAUGAAGAUCCAUCUUUGCCCUCACAACCUCCGCCGGCUUUAUACGUAUUAGUAAUAAUGGAUGAAGGUUUGCUGCAAAAUUGCAAUGCCCAAAAUGGCGAUGAUGUUGAAGAAAAUUGUUGUACUAAUAAUGUCAGCUCCACCAAAGUCACAGCUUCUGAAGUUUUCAGCAGCUUGGUAGCUUUAUCGGGAUUAUUCACUUAUGGUUGCGCUAAUGGAUAUUCAUCACCAGCUGAAUCUGGAAUCAUAGAUGAUUUGAACCUUUCUACUGCACAGUAUUCAUUGUUUGGAUCAUUAUGCUUGUUCGGAACAAUGUUUGGAGCAAUCAUAAGCGGCAGAAUAUCUGAUUUCAUUGGUCGCCGAGGGGAUGUUUGGUGGCUUGAUUCCGGAAGAUUUUUACUGGGAUUUGGCAGUGGAAUUCAAAUUUAUGUGUCUGUCAUAUAUGUUGCUGAGAUCAUUCCAAAAAGUAUUCGAGAAGCAUUCACGAUGGCUAGCCAUUUAAUGGUGUGCUCAGGCGUCAUGGUAAUGUUUUCCUCAGGGAACCUAAUCGCCUGGCGUGCUUUGGCUUCGAUUGGAAUCAUACCAUGUUUCAUACAGUUUAUUGCAUUGAUAUUCAUUCCAGAGUCUCCGAGAUGGUUGGCGAAAGUUGGUCGACAUAAAGAGGCAGAAUCUAGUCUGCAAUGGCUUAGAGGCCAAAAGGCUGAUGUCUCGCAAGAAGCAGCUGAAAUUUUGGUUGGAGUUGGGCUGCCUUUCUGGCUACCUUGGUCAGGUACCAACGGGAUCUUGCUAUAUGCGAGUUCUAUAUCAGAUGCUGCAGGACAAAUGACCAGCAUUUUCGUUCAGAUUCCUUUUGCUGUUUUAGGUGUUCUCCUCUCUGAUAAAUUCGGAAGAAGGCCACUUCUGAUCAUGUAUUUGGCUGGGGUGUGCUUAGGGGGUAUUCUCAUUGGAGUGGGAUUCGUCUUUCAGAGUUUGCGACUGUGGACAAAUGUCACUCCAACGAUUGUAUUCAUCGGGAUACAGAUGCAUUUUGGUUUUUUCGCCUUUGGCGCCGGACUACCAUUGGUCAUCAUCUCUGAGAUAUUUCCGAUGAACAUAAAGAGCUCUGCUGAAAGUGUAGCAACUUUUGCCCAGGGUUUUAAUUCAUGGGUUGUAGCCUGCGUAUUCAAUUUCUUGGUCGGAUGGAGCUCAGCUGGAACAUUCCUCAAAUUUUCAAGCAUUUGUGUUGUGUUGAUUGUAUUUGUUGUGAAGAUGUUGCCUGAGACAAAAGAUCGUAGUCUUGAAGAAAUAGAAGCAUCAUGGACCCAAGAUUUCUAA
Messenger RNA from Oldenlandia corymbosa var. corymbosa, 2505 nucleotides. NCBI's taxonomy places the organism in Eukaryota, Viridiplantae, Streptophyta, Magnoliopsida, Gentianales, Rubiaceae. The record is from the annotation of a GenBank genome assembly.